AUGGGGCUCCAAGCAAUGGGGCUGCAGGCAGUGGGGUUGCAGGCAGUGGGGCUGCAGGCAGUGGGGCUGCAGGCAAUGCAGUCGCAGUCGGAGGCAACGUGGCGGCUUACAAUGAAGCCACUGCGGACUAUAUUUGUGGCGACUACUACACCCAAGGAGGCAAGGCCCACCAUGGUGAUGUCCAAGGGGAUAAAAACCGAGGAGGUGAGGAUUACGCUGCUCGCCGAUACACUGGAGCCGAUUACACAUCCGAUGAGUAUGCCGGACCCUACUAUGGAGCGCGUGAGAGAGCUUCCGUCGGAAACGUUCAUUCCCAGCACCGGGUGA
This is a messenger RNA of Gregarina niphandrodes, 327 nucleotides long. RefSeq lists its product as hypothetical. The coding region runs from base 1 to 327 and encodes 108 amino acids. NCBI's taxonomy places the organism in Eukaryota, Apicomplexa, Conoidasida, Eugregarinorida, Gregarinidae. The transcript has a single exon. The record is from RefSeq and is a predicted model, not a curated record.